AUGAACUUGAUCAAGGUCCUUACGUACGCUGCGGGCGCGCUCGCGGCCUGCGCGGUCUCGUCGGUCGUCGCGGAAGAGCCCAAGGGCCCGGUGAUUGGCAUUGACUUGGGCACGACCUACUCGUGCGUCGGCCACUACGCCAACGGCAAGGUCGAGAUCAUCGCCAACGACCAAGGCAACCGCAUCACGCCGUCGUACGUGGCAUGGGACUCGAACGACGAGCGCCUCAUUGGCGACGGCGCCAAGAACCAGGCGACGAUCAACCCGGAGAACACGCUCUUUGACGUCAAGCGCCUCAUUGGUCGCCAGUACAACGACAAGUCGGUGCAGGCCGACAAGAAGCUGCUUCCGUUCGAGAUCAUCAACAAGGAAGGCCGCCCGUACAUCCAGGUCAAGGUCAAGGGCGAGACCAAGACGUUCUCGGCCGAAGAGGUCUCGGCCAUGAUCCUCACCAAGAUGAAGAACAUUGCUGAAAACUACCUCGGCAAGGAGGUCAACGACGCGGUCGUGACCGUGCCUGCGUACUUCAACGACGCCCAGCGCCAGGCCACGAAGGAUGCCGGUACCAUUGCCGGCCUCACGGUCCAGCGCAUCAUCAAUGAGCCGACGGCUGCCGCCAUUGCCUACGGUAUCGAUAAAAAGAACGCCAAGGGUGAGAAGAACGUGCUCGUCUUCGAUCUCGGCGGUGGUACCUUUGAUGUCACGCUCCUCACGAUCGACGGUGGCGUCUUCGAGGUCCUCUCGACCAACGGUGACACGCAUCUCGGCGGUGAAGACUUCGACCAGCGCGUCAUGCAGUUCUUCAUCAAGAAGUGGCAGAAGCAGAAGAAGAUUGACAUCAGCUCGGACAAGCGCGCGCUCCAGAAGCUUCGCCGCGAAGCCGAGCAAGACGCUCGGCCCGUCGAGAAGGUCAUGAAGGACGCCGGCCUCAAGAAGUCGGAGGUCGACGAGAUUGUGCUUGUCGGCGGCUCGACGCGCAUUCCCAAGAUCCAGCAGCUCAUCAAGGAUUUCUUCAACGGCAAGGAGCCGUCGCGCGGUAUCAACCCCGACGAGGCUGUCGCCUACGGCGCUGCCGUCCAGGGUGGUAUUCUCGCCGGUGUCAACGACGACGGGACCAAGGACAUUUUGCUCCUCGAUGUCGCCCCGCUCUCGCUCGGUAUUGAGACGGUCGGCGGUGUCAUGACCAAGAUCAUCAACCGCAACACGGUCGUGCCCACGAAGAAGUCGCAGACGUUCUCGACGUACCAGGACAACCAGCCCGCCGUCUCGAUCCAGGUCUACGAAGGCGAGCGCACGAUGACGAAGGACAACCACAUGCUCGGCAAGUUUGAGCUCACGGGCAUCCCGCCGGCGCCGCGUGGCGUGCCGCAGAUUGAAGUCACGUUCGAGGUCGAUGCCAACGGUAUCCUCCAGGUCUCGGCCGAGGACAAGGGCACGGGCAAGGCCGAGAAGAUCACGAUCACGGCCGAGAAGGGUCGCCUCUCGCAGGAGGAGAUUGACCGCAUGGUCCAGGAAGCCGAGGAGAACGCCGAGGAAGACAAGAAGAUCAAGGACCGCAUUGACGGCCGCAACUCGCUCGAAGGCUACCUCUACAACCUCAAGAACAACGUCGAGGACAAGCUCGCCGACAAGAUUGACGACGAAGACAAGGACACGGUCCUCAAGGCCGUCCAGGAGGCCAUGGACUGGCUCGACGAGAACCAGGAAGCCGACAAGGAGGACUUUGACGCGCAGCAGAAGGCGGUCGAGAAGGUUGUCAACCCCAUCAUGUCCAAGGUCUACCAGUCGACGGGCGGCGCCGGCGCCGGCGCGGACGACGACGACGAGGAUGACCACGACGAGUUGUAA
Saprolegnia parasitica CBS 223.65 is the source of this 1848-nucleotide messenger RNA. Its product is annotated as luminal-binding protein 2. Gene Ontology annotation, cellular component: endoplasmic reticulum lumen; cytoplasm; endoplasmic reticulum chaperone complex. NCBI's taxonomy places the organism in Eukaryota, Oomycota, Saprolegniomycetes, Saprolegniales, Saprolegniaceae. Gene Ontology annotation, molecular function: misfolded protein binding; ATP-dependent protein folding chaperone; ATP binding. Bases 1 to 1848 code for a protein of 615 amino acids. The transcript has 2 exons. Gene Ontology annotation, biological process: endoplasmic reticulum unfolded protein response; cellular response to unfolded protein; protein refolding. The record is from RefSeq and is a predicted model, not a curated record.